AUGAAGUUCACCACCAUUGCCCUUGCUGCUGCUGCCUCCCUCGCCUCCACGGCGGUGGCCGCCAACUGCCAGACUGGUCUCCAGUACUGCGGUUACGUCCUCCUCAGAAAGGGCAACUACUACGCGCAAAUCGCCCAGGCUCUUGACGAUGCCAACAUGCCCACCGACCCCUCCCACAUCCAGAACACUCUGUUCCAGUGCGUUGGCGGACCCAACGGUGAUAUUGAUAUCAUCAGAUACUGCGGUGCCGCCUGCCAGGAUGGUGGCAACAACCACAGCGACACCUGCUAA
This is a messenger RNA of Aspergillus terreus NIH2624, 291 nucleotides long. RefSeq lists its product as uncharacterized. NCBI's taxonomy places the organism in Eukaryota, Fungi, Ascomycota, Eurotiomycetes, Eurotiales, Aspergillaceae. The record is from RefSeq and is a predicted model, not a curated record. Bases 1 to 291 code for a protein of 96 amino acids. The transcript has 2 exons.